AUGGCCCCAAGCAGCCUCUUUUCUCGGGGUCCACGCACAUGCAGCCUGUUUAUUAGGAUUUGGGUCCCUCUCAGACCCCUCCGCCUUGGACCCUUCUUCUGCUUCUGCAUCUUCUCCGACCAGAGAAGCAAGCAACCACACGGAGGAGAUACAGGGUCUUUUUUUCUAUUCCAUUCCUUUGCUUUUCUUUUUCGGCCUUCCGACCCUCGACGUGAGCAAAGGCCUCGCGAUCCCGACGACCGGCCGCUUCGAAUAAUAAUAACAAUAUCGCGAGCACGCCUGCGAGAAGUUGCCGAUAUAUCCUGCGGGCGCUUGGUUCAAGGCAACUGUGGCCGGGGGCUCUUUGCUGAGUCGACUCGCUAUCUUCCAGAAAACCACACGGCCUUGGCCAACUCCCCUCUCCCGCCGAUCGAAUUCGUGCAACCAUCUCUCCUCUCCCAUUAG
Messenger RNA from Clonostachys rhizophaga, 444 nucleotides. Lineage: Eukaryota; Fungi; Ascomycota; Sordariomycetes; Hypocreales; Bionectriaceae. The record is from the annotation of a GenBank genome assembly.